GUGUAGCUAAGGUGUUAAAAAAAAACAUUCAUGACGCUGUUUCUUUUUGACAUUAUUGGUAUCUUGUUUAAAUUGUUUUGCUAAAGAUGGUUAAAUAUAUUUUAUUCUCUGAUCCUCUUCGUCAGGAAGAAAUAGAUACAUUUUACACGGCUAGUCAAAUGCAACGUGAUUAUUACAGAGGCUACCCGCGAUGCUAUCAUCCGCUGCAAUACUUCAAAGAACCUGAAUAUAUGUGGCAAUGCGCUCCAGAGAUGUCUCACGUGUACCUUAGUUUCCCGCCUUACCAUGUGAGGUACAGGCAACCUGUAAUAUUGCCGCCUACAACAGAACGUACAUUAGAGAUACCUACACUUCCUGGUAGAUCGUUGGCGGGACGUUACAAUAAGGCGGCAUGUAAAGCCUUUAUGAGAUGAGCUAAAUAAAUAUUGGAAGAAAAAAAGUUAUGCCAAGACCCAAUAAAUGUGCUACGAAGAUUUGUC
Messenger RNA from Helicoverpa armigera (cotton bollworm), 479 nucleotides. RefSeq lists its product as uncharacterized. Lineage: Eukaryota; Metazoa; Arthropoda; Insecta; Lepidoptera; Noctuidae. The transcript has 3 exons. The record is from RefSeq and is a predicted model, not a curated record. The coding region runs from base 87 to 413 and encodes 108 amino acids.